GCCGAAGAACUGAUCAAAAAGGAAAUGCUAACAAUGCUGCACUAUGAUAGUCUGCACAAUCCGCCGCCCACUCUCCUUGCCGAGCUUUCUCGCAACGCUGACGGAAAGCUGCUUAGCGCAAUGGCACAAAAGAAACGCUUGCAGCAAGUCAACACUGCUCACGAGACUUAUCUUCGCGACUCACCUUAUGAGGAAUUCUCUGACGAUUCUCUGGCCCAGGCUGCGGCGGCAAUCGAGGCGGAGACAGCAGUAGUGCGCAGCGCAAUGGGUCAUGGGGAGGUGUCGGGUGAGGCGUAUGCUCGAGUGUGGGAGGAGUGUUUGGCUCAGGUGCUUCACCUGCCCCAGCAUCACCGCUUCACGCGAGCUAAUCUCGUGCCUAAGGCCGAGCGUGUUAGCGCUGCUGAACGUCGCCUUGAGAUGCUGCGUGGUCUUAUGGCUGAGGAAGCCAAGAAAGCUGCUAGGCAGGAGAAGAGAUUGUCCAUUCUUCUCGGAGGAUAUCAGUCACGUGCCCAAACUCUCAUCAAAGCUAUUCAAGAGUCUGUGGAACAGAUUGAACAAAGCCAGAUUGAGCUAACUUCCUUGGAGCAUCUACGUCAACAGGAAAUUGGCGCCGUAGUGAGACGCACUGAGAUGCUCAAAAUCGAUGUUGAACGUCAGAGAAGCCGUGAAACGCAGCUGCAAAACACGUACGCUAAAAUGGCGCGUCUAAGGGACGAUCGAAUGGCUGAGGCGGAGAAAAUUUAUGACAAUACUACUACUCCGCCUCUGGCGUCACCACGUGCCGGUGUCGAGGGGCUUGAGGAUGAGACACAAAAUGAUCCUGGUGGGUGGACAACAGUUCAACAAUCGGACGGGGAAUUAGUUGAGGAGAGGAACGCAGGGGCUCAGACGGAUCCUGUGCCACUACCAGAGGCCAUACAGAUUGGCAGAAGGAGUGAAUUCUCCGUGGACUUGGAUGCGGAAACUUAG
Messenger RNA from Hydatigera taeniaeformis, 969 nucleotides. The record is from the annotation of a GenBank genome assembly. NCBI's taxonomy places the organism in Eukaryota, Metazoa, Platyhelminthes, Cestoda, Cyclophyllidea, Taeniidae.